Molecule: messenger RNA, 1501 nt
Organism: Solea senegalensis (Senegalese sole)
Lineage: Eukaryota; Metazoa; Chordata; Actinopteri; Pleuronectiformes; Soleidae
Product: sodium/calcium exchanger 3-like
Exons: 4
Coding region: 208-1026 (272 amino acids)
Biological process (GO): calcium ion import across plasma membrane; sodium ion transmembrane transport
Cellular component (GO): axon; postsynapse; sarcolemma
Molecular function (GO): calcium:sodium antiporter activity
Source: RefSeq, a predicted model, not a curated record
AACCCGAGCAAGUUGAACUGUCCCCAAUGAGGAACCCUCUUGAUGUUUUAUUCAGUAAAUACCCUGUGGUAAUCAGCCGAGCAUCCUCUCCUAAUCUAAUUUCCAUCAUUCUGACUGUGAUUUCUUUUUACGUCUCUCCUACUCCGCUCAGAUGUGCCAGACAGGAAGCUGACGUCAGACGAGGAGGAAGCCAAGCGGAUCGCAGAGAUGGGAAAACCGGUGCUGGGGGAACACUCCAAGCUGGAAGUUAUAAUUGAGGAAUCCUAUGAGUUUAAGAGCACAGUGGACAAACUGAUCAAGAAGACCAACCUGGCACUGGUGGUGGGAACCAACUCCUGGAGAGAGCAGUUCCUGGAGGCCAUUACAGUCAGUGCAGAAGAUGAGGAUGAAGAGGACACAGGGGAAGAGCGGCUGCCGUCUUGUUUCGACUACGUCAUGCACUUCCUCACCGUCUUCUGGAAGGUCCUGUUUGCUUGCGUUCCUCCCACAGAUUACAUGAACGGCUGGGCUUGCUUCACCAUCUCCAUCCUCAUCAUCGGCCUGCUCACGGCCGUCAUCGGCGACCUGGCGUCUCACUUUGGAUGCACCAUCGGCCUCAAAGACUCGGUCACAGCUGUGGUGUUUGUGGCACUCGGGACAUCUGUCCCAGACACGUUUGCCAGUAAGGUGUCAGCCGUCCAGGACACGUACGCAGAUGCCUCCAUUGGAAAUGUGACCGGCAGCAAUGCCGUCAAUGUCUUCCUGGGAAUCGGCGUGGCCUGGUCGGUGGCAGCCAUCUACUGGCACAUGAAAGGCAAGCCGUUCGUGGUGGAGGCCGGCUCCCUGGCCUUCUCUGUCACUCUCUUCACCAUCUUCGCCUUCCUGGCCGUUUCGGUGCUUCUUUACCGACGCCGCGCUCACAUCGGAGGAGAACUGGGCGGACCUCGGGGACACAGACUGGCCACGACAGCCUUCUUUUUCAGCCUCUGGUUUCUUUACAUCCUCUUCUCCAGUCUGGAGGCCUACUGUCAUAUAGAGGGCUUCUAAGCGGGAAGAGACUCGUGAAUGUGAGAACAUGAACUCACAGGGGUUUAAAGUACAACUUCAGAGGUAAAAGAGUGCACUCUCGCACUGUGGAAUUGGGUUUUUACUUGUAUUGUGUGGAAGGACAGGAGAGGUAAGCGUGGGAUUUUCCCAGACGCCUUCCGCCCUCUCCCACCUCCGUCUCUCCCUCAACCCCGUCUUUAAGGAUGCUUGGAGGUGUGAAUCCUGGCCUGUUUGACCUGGCGUAUCAGAGAACUGUCCUUGAGCCCGUGCGAGUGUGCUUACAGUUGGGAUUGGGAAACCGCCAAAUCCAGAAGACGCCAAUACCAAGAGGUAGUCCUGCAUUCCACUAGAAGAGACUGCAGUCUUAUACCCGGAGAGAGCUGAGUUAACCAGAGGUCUAUAUUUUUCUCAACAUCUGACGAGAAUGACUUUUUUUAAAAAGUAUUUUGGGGAUAAAAAUGCAAAAAAUUUCAAU